This is a messenger RNA of Guillardia theta CCMP2712, 1631 nucleotides long. RefSeq lists its product as hypothetical. Gene Ontology annotation, molecular function: sodium:proton antiporter activity. The transcript is spliced from 22 exons. Lineage: Eukaryota; Cryptophyceae; Pyrenomonadales; Geminigeraceae. The annotation marks the transcript as partial. Gene Ontology annotation, cellular component: membrane. Gene Ontology annotation, biological process: sodium ion transport; regulation of pH; proton transmembrane transport. The record is from RefSeq and is a predicted model, not a curated record.
AUGGCUGAGGAGGUCAUCAACGCUCAGGCAAGCAACCAAGCGGCUGGUGUGGUCGGCCUGGUGAGGCUCUCCCUCCCUGACGCUGCUGCUGCUGAUGUUGCUCAGCGUUUCAACACUUCAUACUGGUUCUCUUCGGACAGCGUACUCGCCAUCGUUAUUGGCUUCAUCGCGUCUGUGCCACUCUGCACCAUUUCGGGUUCGUCCACGAACACAACCCGACCAGGAAAGGACUUCGAUACAGUCUUCUUCCUCUACCUCGUUCCUUCCAUCCUCUACGAGUCAGGAUAUUCUCUAAAUCAGAAGGACUUUUUCCGUAACUUCACUGCCAUCAUUCUCUAUGCCGUCGUAGGCACCGUCAUCUCCUCCAUCGUCACCGGCAUGACGCUCUUUCAGCUUGCAAGCAAGGGGUCAGUGACGGGCAUAAACGCGAGUAGCCCCAAGGAGAGUCUCAUGUUCGGUUCUCUUCUCUCCGCCACUGACCCCGUGGCAACUCUCGCGGUCCUCGGUCAACUUAAUGGGGACCCACAGCUCUACUCAAUCAUCUUCGGUGAGAGUGUUCUCAACGACGCUGUCGCCAUUGUUCUCUUUCAGACCCUCGACAGCUUUCCGGACGAUUCUAAAUUUCACGUCUCGGCCAAGGCAGCUUUCGGCGCUCUUGGUAUGUUCCUGGGCAUCAGCAUCGGGUCUGUCCUGCUAGGCGCUGUCUCGGGCUUGUGCGCUGGUUUCAUCACCAAGUGGAUGCUCGUCAAAGCUACUGCUCCCACUGAGGUGACGGUGAUGCUCUCCAUGGCUUAUCUCUCCUUCAUUGCCGCUGAUUCUGUUGGUCUCUCCGGUCUCAUGGCAGUUUUCUUCUCUGGUGUCGUCAUGUCUCACUAUGCCAAGUACAACAUAAGGGCGGAAAGGAUGGAGGAAGUAGCUGUGAUAGAGUGGAGUCUCUUCUUCUGGACCCUCUUCAUGUGCUUCGUGUCGCGAGCCAUCAACGUCGUUCCCCUUACCAUCAUCAUCAACAUCUUCCAGCGAAACGAGCGGAGGAAGAGGAUCAGCUUCAAAAGCAUGCUCAUGAUCUGGUUCAGUGGCCUGCGCGGGGCCAUCGCGUUUGCUCUCUCGCUCACUUUUCAGUCGCCUAACAGAAGGUUUCUCAUCCCUUGCGUCAUCCUCGUCGUUCUCUUCACAAACUUUUUCCUGGGCCAAGCAACAGCUCCUCUCCUCAAGCUCCUUCGAAUUCCUAUUGGCAUCACCCCCGACGACAACGAGGAAGAGCAGGAGGAGCCGAGGACGGGGAUAGACAUACAAGACAUGUCUGCUCGCUUCCUUCCAUCCCGCGGCCCAGUGCGAGUAGGGAGGAUGCAUGCGCUGUGGAGAAGAGUCGACGAGCUCUACCUGAAGCCUUAUGUGGGGGGGAGAUCGAGGCGAGGGCUCUACCGCAGACAGGCAGGACUGGAGGAGGGACUGGAGGGAUCGAUGCCUUCUUCCAUGCACCUCCCUCAUUCAGACUUGAGCUCCUCGGACCUCGAACGAGAAUCAGCAGCAGACAAGUCGCUGGGAGAUCAGGAGCUGGUGCCAAUGCCCAAGGAGAUCGCUCGGUCGACGCUCUUCAUGAGCCUCUCAAUCCAGGAGCACAUGGCCCUUGA